AUGCUUGCCGAUAGCAAUGAAGUCAUGCGUUGCAAGUAUAUUUUGGCCAUUCUUCACGCUUCGCUCUAUAUCGUCAAAAGAAUAACCAAAAAAGAGCUUACUUUGGCACCUCAGCUCGAAGUUGUCAGCGAAGAAAAUACUGGUCAAGUUGAUUAUGCAAUCAAAGCCCUUGAGGAACUUAUUUGCAUUACAGAAGAGAAGCUAUAUCAAGUGGUUAUAG
Messenger RNA from Funneliformis caledonium, 220 nucleotides. Lineage: Eukaryota; Fungi; Glomeromycota; Glomeromycetes; Glomerales; Glomeraceae. The record is from the annotation of a GenBank genome assembly.